CCUCCCAUCGCGGAUGCACCGCCUCCAGAGACCGGGCCUGUGCGAUAUCUCCGGAGGACACCGGACGCAGUGGACGGGCUGGCCCAGGGCCGCAGCCAAACCUGGCCUCGGGACCGGACGGAGGAGCUCGGCUCAGCGGCACCGGAGUUUCGCGGGCGCCGGGGGAUGUCCGGCCACCGGAGCGGCGGGGGCGAGAAGCCCUUCCUGUGCUCGCUGUGUGACUGCGCCUUCAGCCGGGCUUCCAACCUCAACAUCCACGUGCGCAGCCACACGGGCGAGCAGCCGUACAAGUGCGCCGACUGCGGCAAGGGCUUCAACUACCCUUCGGAGCUGGAGACCCACCGGCGCAGCCACACCGGCGAGCGGCUCUUCGCCUGCCCCGUGUGCGGGAAGAGGUUCACCCGCUCCUCCCACCUGCUGACCCACCGGCCGGUCCACACCGGCGAGCGGCCCUUCACCUGCUCCGUCUGCGGCAAGGGCUUCACCCAGUCCUCCCACCUGCUGACCCACCGGCACAUCCACACCGGCGAGCGGCCCUUCACCUGCUCGGUGUGCGGCAAGGGCUUCACCCAGAUGUCCAACCAGCUGCGGCACCAGCGUGUCCACGCCGGCGAGCGGCCCUUCCUCUGCGCCCUGUGCGGCCGGAGCUUCACCCAGUCCUCCACCCUGCUCCGGCACCAGCGCACCCACACCGGCGAGCGGCCCUUCACCUGCUCGGUGUGCGGCAAGGGCUUCACCCGCUCCUCCCACCUGCUGACCCACCGGCGGGUCCACGCCGGCGAGCGGCCGGACCGGCCUCUGGCCUCCCCCUCCCCCUCCCCCUCCCCCUCCCCCCCACCCGCCGGCCGGGACCCCGGUGCCGGGGCCCACUGGGAGACAGGCCCGGGGAUCUGGGGGCACUGGGGCGGGGGGAGGCCGCCGGGCUCCACCGGGCCGGCCGGAGGGGACCCUGUCCUCGGGGCGCGCUGGGAGAGGGAUCGCUGGAUUUGGGAGGGCUGGGGGUGGUCCCAGGACACCGGCGCGGUAGCGGGGGGCACCGGCUGCCUGUAA
Messenger RNA from Carcharodon carcharias (great white shark), 1050 nucleotides. RefSeq names its product zinc finger protein 239-like. Gene Ontology annotation, molecular function: DNA-binding transcription factor activity; RNA polymerase II cis-regulatory region sequence-specific DNA binding. NCBI's taxonomy places the organism in Eukaryota, Metazoa, Chordata, Chondrichthyes, Lamniformes, Lamnidae. The transcript is spliced from 2 exons. The coding region runs from base 166 to 1050 and encodes 294 amino acids. Gene Ontology annotation, biological process: regulation of transcription by RNA polymerase II. The record is from RefSeq and is a predicted model, not a curated record.